UAAACAUAACUGUAAGAGAAAAACAUAACAAAAGAAAAGAACCAAAGCUUUUAAAGCCAGUUCGAUUGACCUAUUGUACUUUUUCAGACAAUAGAAAGAGAGAGUUCUCAUCGAUGGCUGCAUCUAGAGAAUUUAUCAUCUGUUGCCUCUUAACACUUCUCUUUUGCACUUUCUUCAUGAGAACCGAGUCUGGUACUGCUGACAUCACCAGAAAAGGAUGUGGCGGCGGCGAUGGCAGUCUUGGGGACGAUAAUGAGCGGUGUGUGGAGGAGGUCAAAGAACAUGACGACAAUGACGUGGAUGAUGUUUUCAAAGUAAUUAACAAAAUGAGGAUAUAUGCUUGAUCAUGGUUCAUUAUUUAAUUAUAUUUUAGGGCUAUAUAUUCAUACAUUUUGUUCCCUUUUAUUUUAUUUAUCAAGUUUGUUUCCUUUUUUUCUGGCGUCGAUUCUUCUGUAUUUUUCCUUAAUUUAACUUUAUAUUUUUUUCCCUCUCUAUAAUGAGAGAAAUGGUGAUCGAAAGAAGGUAACAUGUUUGUCACAGACUCAUGAUUAAUUUUUGGGAUUAAAACCGUGCGAAAGAAGGUAACCUGUUUGUUCAUAAGAAUAGAAUAUACAACAUAUUUGAAUUGCUAUGAUAUAAAGAAAAUGAUUGGAUGAUUAAAAAAUGAGUAAUUCCAAGCCCGUGGAAAAAGCCCGUGGAAACUUAACAUAUUAUUAGAUGUUUAAUACGUUAAG
Messenger RNA from Brassica oleracea var. oleracea, 734 nucleotides. Its product is annotated as protein RALF-like 17. The record is from RefSeq and is a predicted model, not a curated record. Lineage: Eukaryota; Viridiplantae; Streptophyta; Magnoliopsida; Brassicales; Brassicaceae. Bases 114 to 344 code for a protein of 76 amino acids. The transcript has a single exon.